Halteromyces radiatus is the source of this 1825-nucleotide messenger RNA. RefSeq names its product E1-E2 ATPase-domain-containing protein. Bases 144 to 1787 code for a protein of 547 amino acids. Gene Ontology annotation, cellular component: plasma membrane. The record is from RefSeq and is a predicted model, not a curated record. Lineage: Eukaryota; Fungi; Mucoromycota; Mucoromycetes; Mucorales; Cunninghamellaceae. Gene Ontology annotation, biological process: regulation of intracellular pH; proton export across plasma membrane. The transcript is spliced from 4 exons. Gene Ontology annotation, molecular function: ATP binding; ATP hydrolysis activity; P-type proton-exporting transporter activity.
UUUUUUUUUUUUUUUUAUAUUUCUCCCUUCUCCUUUCCAUUUUUUUUUACCAAACAUACUCUCCCUUCGCUUCUUAUAAUAGACACUUUUUUUGAAAAAAAGUUUUCUUUAUCUCUCUCUCUCUCAAUCUACGUACAACCGUCAUGGCUGAAGAACAUACAAAAGUGGAAGUUUCUGAUACUCCCCAACAACAAAAAAUCAAUGGCGAUUUGAACACUUUGACCGUCGAAGAACUUUACGACAAGGAAAAAUUUGAUCUUUCCACCAUGGAUCAUACUGAUUGUAUGACUCUUUUAAAGACUUCCAAGGAUGGUUUGACUUCUGAUGAAGCUGCUCGUCGUAUUGAAAAGUUUGGUCGUAACAAACUCGAAACCAAGGAAGUGAAUCCUAUCUUGCAAUUCUUGGGUUUCAUGUGGAAUCCUCUUUCUUGGGUAAUGGAAGCUGCUGCUAUUGUUGCUAUUGCUCUUUCUAAUGGUUUUGGUCAACCUCCUGAUUAUCCUGAUUUCAUUGGUAUUGUCCUUUUGCUUUUGGCUAACUCUGUUAUUGGUUUUAUGGAAGAACGUCAAGCUGGUAAUGCUGUCAAGGCUUUGAUGGAAGCUCUUGCUCCUGAAUGUAAGGUGCGUCGUGAUGGUGAAUGGAAAACUAUGGAAGCUGCUGAACUUGUUCCUGGUGAUAUCAUUGCUUGUAAAUUGGGUGAUGUUGUCCCUGCUGAUGGUCGUCUUAUUGCUGCUCAUGGUCAAGUUUCUAUUGAUCAAGCUGCUUUGACUGGUGAAUCUCUUCCCGUUACAAAGGAUGCUGGUGAUGAAGUUUUCUCUGGUUCCACUGUGAAACAAGGUGAAGCUGAAGCUGUUGUUAUUGGUACUGGUCUUAAUACUUUCUUCGGUCGUGCUGCCAAGCUCGUUGGUGAUGCUGGUGAUGAUGUUGGCCAUCUUCAACAAAUUCUUGCUUCUAUUGGUAACUUCUGUUUGUGUACCAUUGGUCUUUUCUUGGUGAUUGUUCUUAUUGUUCAAUAUGCUGCUUUCCAUUACGAUUAUCGUCGUGGUAUUGAUAACAUCCUUGUCUUGCUCAUUGGUGGUAUUCCCAUUGCUAUGCCUACUGUCUUGUCCGUCACUCUUGCUAUCGGUGCUAAACAAUUGGCUGAACACAAGGCUAUUGUCACUCGUAUUACUGCUAUUGAAGAAAUGGCUGCUGUCACCAUCCUUUGUUCUGAUAAGACUGGUACUUUGACCUUGAACAAACUUAUUGUUGACAAGCCUACCAUCAAGUCCUAUGCUGAAUUCGACGGUGAUGAAAUCAUCAAAUUCUCUGCUUUCGCUUCUCGUACUGAAAACCAAGAUGCCAUCGAUUUCUGUAUUGUCAACUCUCUCCCUGAUCCAUCCAUGGCUCGUGGUGGUAUUGAAGAACUCGAAUUCAAGCCUUUCAACCCUGUUGUUAAGCGUACUGAAAUCACCUACAAGGAUAGUGAAGGAAAGGUGCUCCGUGUUACCAAGGGUAUGUCUCACACCAUCUUGGAUCUCUGCUCUCGUGAUAAGAAUGAAGAACAAAUCAAGGCUUUGAAUGAUGAUGUGGAUGAAUUCGCUCGUCGUGGUCUCCGUGCUCUUGCUGUUGCUGUUGAUGAAGUUCCCAGUGGUGAAGUUGAAGGUGAAGGUAAAGGUUUCCGUCUUAUUGGUCUUCUUCCUAUCUAUGAUCCUCCUCGUUCUGAUACCAAGGAAACCAUCGAUCGUGCUAUUGCUCUCGGUGUUCAAGUCAAGAUGAUCACUGGUGAUCAACUCGCUAUUGACUCUUAAGGAAGGUCCUCCUGCUGGUUCUGGUUAUACUGAUGUCG